UUUUCUGUGUUUAACAUUUUCCUUAUAACACGAAGGCAACUAUGUGCUCUUCCUGAAUUUCCACACAUUAUGUGAGUGACAGCGUUCUCAGCAGAAUUCUUCACAGUCUGCACCACAUGUCCGUGAACCUCUUUGAAGACUUCCGCUGCAGGAGGUGCUUGUGAUGCUUUAGGUAGAUAAAUAGUGUUCAAGCAAGUUCCUGUCUACAGUUUCCUCCUCUCAGGCACACAAACUGCUACUUUAGUAGAAAUAUCAAACCAAAGGAUUCAACAUACCAAGGCAGCUUAUAUAAAUCAGUAAUAUACAUUUUCCAAGGUCCCCGCGCCGGGCCUGCAGGCAACACAAAUCAUGGUUGAUAACAUCGUCUCAAAGCCUCUCCGGUUGGUUUUGAUCUUCACAGCUCACAUGGUAUUCAACGACACCAGCCAAGCAGAGGUCACAAGGAUCCUUGGCACCAACAUCACCCUUGAAUUCAAAUUUAAUACCAGUGUCACAAAAGUUAUUUCAGUUUAUAAAAACCACAACAAGAUUGCUGGGUAUUCAGGGGGCAAGAUUUCCUCAAAUGAAGGCAAUUUUGACAUUUACCUUAAAAAUACGUCUGUGUUUUUCUGCAUUGCAAAUCUCACACUAAAUCACAGUGGAAUUUACUCUGCAAGUUUGUUCAUGGACUUAGAACCCGCAAAAGAAAGUAAUAAUCAGGAGCAGCUGAUUGUCCGAGAGGAGAACAAAAGCAGUACAGUUCUUUCAAAGCAGAAUGACAUCACGACAAGUAAAGACAGUGGAAGUCUCAGUUACAUCGUCACUGUUCUUGUGGUUUCACCCGUCGUGCUGUUGGCUGCAGCACUUCCAUUGUUGAUCUGGUGUCUCGUGAGAACCAACGACAAACAACCACCGUCACAACAAAGCUCUAAUCCCACAGUACAAGAAACAGUUGAAGCAUCCUACAAUGUGCCUGAACCCCCACUCAUCUACAGUGUCCUGGACUUUCCCAAAAGACCUUCUGCAGUUCUGGAGAUUCAUCCAAUUGAUACAGAGUACGCUGCAGUCCACUAUCUCCCAGAAAAGAGACAAGUGUGACAUGCAGCUGAAUGUAAACCAGUUGCUCUGUUUUGGUCAGGGUAAAGAUAUCCAAGUUGACUUGUAAGUAUGCUAAAUGCUUUUGAUAUCUCAAUAAUGAACCCUCAGAGCAUGUAAUUUAGGCUUCUUGCAAUAAUUUAGAAGCAAAAGAGUUUGGAGGGGAAGAGUUGUGGCUUGGGCUGUAUGAAUGUCGGUGUCACUUUGGUGGUCGUGAGAUUGAAAUGUUGCAAGUUUCUGCGGCACACCACAAGUCAGCUCACAUUGUUUUACAGUAACAAACUUUUGUGACAACAUUUUUUUUGGUUUUUGUUUGCUCUUUAUUUUUUUCAUCUUUACACUAAACCCUUAAAGGCAAAGUCUGGAGAUAUUCUUUGUUAUUGUUAACAAAUGCCACAAAAAGACCAAAACAAAAACACGUAUUUUCUGUAGUGAAAGUCUAAUAUACAUCUUAUUCCUCUGUUCCUCAGACCUCCAUUGUUGUCAAAAAAACAAACAAACUAAACACAUCAGGUACCUUUGUUUUGAUGAACAUGGGCAUUGUAGUCAGUUUUGAGUCCCACAAACAUCCCCGAAUGUGUAAUAAUGUGCCACUAAAACUAGUCCCACAAAAAGUUAUUUCUGUUUGAGUAACACUUACUAAAAACUACGGUGCCCGGCUGUUUUGGUAAAUUAUUUAUCCUUAUACAUUUAAAAAGAACUAAACGUUAAACAUCAAUGUUUUUUAGUUUUUUUUACAAACAAUACAUAUAUUUUUGUCUUCAGUAGGAUCAAAUGGUACCACAAAUAGGUUCAAUGCAUUCUCAUGAAUGGGAUCAUAUGAUAUCAUGCAAAAGAUUAUGCGCACUAAGACGUAUGAUAUUAUACAAAAACUAGGAGACCGCUGGCUGGUCACUUGACAUCGGCUACAGAGCUCCGUGCUGCAAAGUUGCAAGCAGUUGCUAGCUUGGUCUACUAGCAGCAGUUAGUAGAUGUGCUCAGCUGCUACAGAGCAGGUCAGCUGUAGUUGGUGGUUCAGUUCACCAAGAAUAGGAGACUGUGCGCUGGGUGCAGAGCACCCCGAGCUGCCGGUCAUUUCGGCGGAGUUUAGGCACAAAAAAAGUGAGUGUUAUGCAGUAAGGAAAGUAAAGUUUAGGCACCGGAAUGAGCAGUUAAGUUUAGGAAAAAUGUUGUGGUUUGUAUGAAAACACUUCAGGAUGCAAACUCCACUCCCUGGCUCGAAAGUCCUGUGUGUUAACACCCACUCAUCACCUCAACUACCUCGUAUGCAGCAGCAGUCAAUGUGAUGCAC
Messenger RNA from Etheostoma cragini (Arkansas darter), 2365 nucleotides. RefSeq lists its product as uncharacterized. The coding region runs from base 349 to 1077 and encodes 242 amino acids. The record is from RefSeq and is a predicted model, not a curated record. The transcript has 5 exons. Gene Ontology annotation, biological process: positive regulation of T cell apoptotic process; negative regulation of immune response. Gene Ontology annotation, cellular component: membrane; external side of plasma membrane. Lineage: Eukaryota; Metazoa; Chordata; Actinopteri; Perciformes; Percidae.